CCAAAAUAUACAUUAAACAUCUCGCCUGACUUACAAGACUUACAAGACUUAUUAACUAACUACCUGUUAGAAAUAAUUCAAACUUUGUAAUGUCGAUGUUUCAAUAAAAUAAACGGGGCGUCACGUGUCACUGCCGGCAUGUCCUCUGUUGUGUUGCCCGGCAGCUGGCCGGUAGCUCAAGGAUUGGUUUCCCGUUAGCGUCGAGUCGAACGGAAUGGUUCAAGGUUUUAAGUCUAUGGUCCAUUGUCUCACUUCAAAGGAAACAGCAAACCCGUUGUGCGAGGGUAAAUUCUUUUUUGCUUACCUUCACAAUGACGUAGCAAUCACGCGUUUUUCAACUUUUAACUUCUUACAGUCUUUCGUGUCACUCAUUUUUUCUUUCAUUCGCCAUGUCGCCCCCGUCAAACACGUCGAAAUCAGAGAUACCCAAAGCCCCAGAGCCUAAAUAUGGCCAGGUAUUUGAUUCUUGGAACUCGUCCGCUACCGGUCAUCAGCGCGCCGAAAACCACUUGGGGAGAAGCACAGGAUGGCGCCAGUCUCGGAACUUGAAGCUGACGAGCCAAUUCAAAGGAGGUCCGGGCGGCGGAUCGAGAGUAUCAGACACAGUUGGUACUGGAUCAAAAGACUGGGACCCUAAGCUGAAAGCUCUUGUCACGCCUGAACUACGGUCACGCGCUAAGUGUUCCGUCAGGGAUAUGCUUGCAAAGCCAGGGAUCAUGGCAACGAGCAUACCUUCGUCGUCUACGUCUACCGCACCAGACCCAAAUUCCAUGCCGGAUGAUAAAGAUAAAGGUUGUAGCGGGCCGACAGCCGAGGAAAAGCUCAUGUCCCAGCGUAAAACCGAAGAUGAAGCGCGAGAGGCGGGAAAAGCCCAGCCCAAGAGGAUUUUCGACGGUGUUGUGGUCUAUAUCAACGGUAGCACGCACCCCCUGAUAUCGGACCAUAAGCUCAAGCACAUAUUAGCGGAACACGGAGCCAGAACCUCGAUCAAUCUCGGACGACGGCAGGUAACUCACGUGAUUUUAGGUAGGCCGACCGGAGGGUCUAGGGGUGCUGGUGGAGGGUUAGCAGGAGGGAAAUUACAAAAAGAAAUCCAGAAGGUUGGUGGUUGCGGGAUGAAGUAUAUAGGUGCCGAGUGGGUUCUUGAGAGCAUUAAAGCGGGCAAACGACUUCCGGAGGCGAGAUUCAGCAAUUUGAAAAUGGCGUCUAGGGGCCAGCAGAGCGUAUAUGGGUCAUAUUCAACGCCUCCUAAGAUGUCUACGGAGAAAUCCGCAUCCGAAUAGACAAUAGACGUGCCCAACGUCAUCAACAGAGGUUGGGCGAAUUUACGACGCUGCUCGCUAUGACCUACGCCACGGUCAACGGGUUGGUUGCAUUCAGGGUUUACAACAUUACACAUUGCAUUAUGAGAUACAUGAGGUUGGUUACUUUGCAUGACACAUCAGCAUCAGCAUAAAGCAUCAAUUGCAUGAAUGGUCGGGGUCGGUAUGUAACUCGGGCGGGCUACCGGGAGUUUUUGGUUUACGGUUGCAUGGAGUCGGGGAAUUGCCGGUCGAUUCGUCGUAAUUCAGAUUCGGUUCCUUGAAUUGCGACGUCUUGGACCUUGACAUGGCGUCCGUUCCAUAAAGCCGGUUCGCAAAUUGCCAAUCCGGCGAGGUUGUAAUAAAGUCUUUAUCAUCUACCUUGUCGUUUAAUUUAAUGCGCCGUGCGGAUAGGCCCAUAUAUCCCGUAUCUUGGUACCGCGUAUUCUUACAUACCUCAAACAAACAUCUCAAGUCUUGCUGUCUGUCAUAUCUUAGCGUCAUGUUCAUCUCAACCUUCGAAAGAAGUACGGUUAUACGUGAUGUCCUCGUAAACAAUCGUCUCAACCCGCUUCGCAGGAUUUCGGGGUUUGAGUCUCUUUGUUAACUCGGUACAAAUGGAGUUUACCGAGGAUGUGGC
This is a messenger RNA of Daldinia vernicosa, 1941 nucleotides long. RefSeq lists its product as uncharacterized. Gene Ontology annotation, biological process: error-prone translesion synthesis; error-free translesion synthesis. Gene Ontology annotation, molecular function: deoxycytidyl transferase activity; DNA-directed DNA polymerase activity. The record is from RefSeq and is a predicted model, not a curated record. The transcript has a single exon. Bases 390 to 1283 code for a protein of 297 amino acids. Lineage: Eukaryota; Fungi; Ascomycota; Sordariomycetes; Xylariales; Hypoxylaceae. Gene Ontology annotation, cellular component: nucleus.